AAAUUACGGAAACAUGAAAAAUAAAGGACCGGAGUUUGGCUCGUGUAAAGUGUAACAGUAGACCAACGGAAUUCCACACGCCACCACUGUACAGCCGAGAAAUUUUCCUUGAAGAGUCCUUCGCAGGUCCUAACCAUAGAAGUAGGGAAGAACCCAAAACGUAGAUACCUCUUCUUUGCUCGAUCUGGGAAGAUUUGGUUUAUUGUUCGCAAUACAGAAGGAGAGAGAGAGAUACAAGAGAAAAAAUGCAUGAUUUCUGCUUUACGAUCCCUUAUGGACUAAUUCUGAUGGUAGGAGGACUAGUUGGGUAUAUCAAGAAAAGAAGCAUGGCGUCGUUGGCUGGGGGAGUGGGCACUGGUUUGCUUCUCGUCUUAGCUGGAUUUUUGAGUCUCAAGGCUUUUGACAAGCGAAAGAAUUCUUAUCUUGCUUUGGUCAUCGAAACUGUUUGUGCAGCAGCACUGACGUUCAUCAUGGGACAGCGUUACAUGCAGACCUCUAAGAUUAUGCCUGCUGGUAUUAUUGCUGGGAUAAGUGUUCUUAUGACAGGGUUUUAUGUGUACAAAAUUGCAACUGGUGGCAACCACAUUCCAGCCAAGGCUGAGUGAUGGUAUUUUGAGAAUUUGUACACCACUAAUGUCAAUAGCUGUAUUGAGAUGGGGAAACUCUGAUUACUGUAUUGGAAGAUUUUAAUUUCUUGGACAAACUUGUACAAGCAUGUUAUGCCAUCGCUAUUUCUAUAUGAAGCAACAAUUGCUUGUCUUUCAAGUGAGAAAAAUUUGAAACCUGUUUCUUA
This is a messenger RNA of Manihot esculenta (cassava), 793 nucleotides long. Its product is annotated as protein FATTY ACID EXPORT 5. The record is from RefSeq and is a predicted model, not a curated record. The coding region runs from base 246 to 605 and encodes 119 amino acids. Lineage: Eukaryota; Viridiplantae; Streptophyta; Magnoliopsida; Malpighiales; Euphorbiaceae. The transcript has 3 exons. Gene Ontology annotation, cellular component: membrane.